ACAGCCACCUGCCUGCCACUGCAGCACUAGUUGGAAGUGAAGCCGACAUGAUGAGUGGAGAGUUUGACUGCAUAGUGAUCGGGGCCGGGGUUCAAGGCUCCUUCACGGCCUACGAGCUGGCAAAGAGGAAGAAGAAGACUCUACUGCUGGAGCAGUUUGUUUUGCCCCACACCAGAGGGAGCUCUCAUGGCCAGACUAGGAUCAUCAGGAAGGCCUACGACCACGACUUCUACUCCCGGAUGAUGCAGGAAUGCUACCAGCUCUGGGCUCAGCUGGAGAGGGAGGCCGGGGUCAGACUGUACAGGCAAACAGGACUUGUGGUUAUGGGGCCAGAAAACGGUCGUAGUUAUCAGCUGUAUAAAAAGACCCUGCAAAACAACAAGGUUCCUAUGGUGGUGCUGACCCGGGAGAACUUCAACCAGCACAUCCCCGGCGUGGUUCUGGCUGAGGGUGAUGCAGCCGUGGUGGAUGUGACUGCUGGGGUUCUGUAUGCCGACCGCGCGCUCAAGACUGUACAGGAUCAGUUUCAGAAGUUGGGUGGGGUCAUACGAGACAAAGAGAAGGUAACUGCUAUCCAGCCUGGUCCUGUUGUCACAGUUUCAACAUCUGCUGGUGUUUAUCGAGCUAAGAGUGUGGUCAUCGCUGCCGGACCCUGGACCAACAAACUACUGGUGCACACCGGCUUACAGCUGCCACUAGAGACAGUGAAGAUCAAUGUUUGCUACUGGAAGGAGAAGGUUCCUGGUUCCUAUGAUGUGAAGCAACGCUUUCCUUGUUUCUUACAAACUGAGAGUGAAGAGGUUCACCACAUCUACGGUCUGCCUUCCAACGAGUAUCCAGGGAUGAUGAAGAUCUGCUACCACAUGGGCAGCAAGGCUGACCCGGACCAGAGAGACCAGCAGACCAACACGUCUGACAUCGAUAUCCUCCGGCGGUUCGUCCGCCGCUCUCUUCCUGGUCUGCUGCCGGAGCCGGCCGUGGUGGAAUCCUGCAUGUACACGCUAACGCCUGAUGAUCAUUUUGUCCUGGACCGUCACCCCACCUACCAAAACAUCAUCAUCGGGGCAGGAUUUUCAGGUCAUGGCUUCAAGUUCGGACCAAUCAUUGGCUUGAUUCUGUGUGAACUCAGCCUUGGAGAAGUACCUUCAUUUGACCUUUCACCUUUCCGCAUCGGACGUUUCCAGCCAAAGCCUAAAUCAGCAUUAUAGGGCUAAGACAAUGAAGGUCGACAGAGACGUUGUCAUACAUAUGGAUGAUGCGACCCUCUCUCUUUUUUGACCACUAAUUGGUCUGUCUGGAGCCGCCAUUGACGAACCAGAGACUUAAGGCAGACGGAAAAUUACAGGAGUCUGCCUGACCCAAAUGAAAUUGUUGAUUGUUAAAUCUGACCUUGACAGGGAGGCUUGGCAGGCGGCUCCAGUCACAAUCUCCCUGGAGGAAUAAAAACAAGACGUUCGGCUCCCACUAGCCCUCCCCUUCCCCUCAGGACACCAGUGGACCUGGAUCAGAACUGUACCGGAUAACAACAAGGACAAUGGCUGAGGAGUAGCUCUGGGGCAAAGUUCACAGACUUACUACUGUUCAACGCUUUCCCCGGCUCCCCUCUUAUCAGCCCCCCCAACACAGUCACCAGGUUGGAGCGCCACGAAGGCUGCAGCGCUUACUUGGAUGUACUGUGCAGGGACCCCCCCCCCACACACACUUGCCCACUCCCCACACCCACAUGCAAGUCUUCUUUAUGAUGUUGUGUACGUUGCUUUUCUGUGCUGAGGUGUUUUUUGCACCUUGACAGUCAGUGCGUUUACAUGCAGCAGUUCAAUCGGGUCUCUGAUCGUAUAAGACAUCGUUCGGACUUUUAAACUGCAUGUAAACACCUGAACCCGAUCUACUUCGGACCUAUUUCGGGCCUAAAUCAGACAUUUAAUAAUCGGGUUGCAGCACCUAGAUAACCCGUUCACAGUCAGAAUUUUAACACCAUGUAUACGGAGACAUCGGAUAUUGCAGUCUGCGCAUGCUCGAGAAUUUGCUCUGGGGCAUUCACCCGGAAGUGAAAGGAGACGGCAACCGGAAGUGGCUCUUUGUUGAAAUGGUUACCAUGGUUACAGCGCCACCUAGCGUCACGGAGUCAGCCAUGCUCUGGACAUUUAUCCGAUUUUCUGAACAGCAGGUAAACUCAGACAAGUGAUUGGGUCUUCUGGAUGUUUAUCUGAUACGAUCAGAAAUCCAAUUUCUUUGCUGCAUGUAAACGUACUGACUGUGUAUUUAUACACAGUCUGAAGAUGCAUUUUUUUCCUUCCUCCAUCCCAGUGUCAUCCUUCCUCCAAGAAUCAUCCGUAGAAACAAAUGGUGCCAGCGGUGUUAACCGGAGUCACGUUCCUUGUCUGACAUGUUCUAACUUGGCUAAUAAAGUUAAUUCCGAUUCUGAUUCUAAAA
This is a messenger RNA of Cololabis saira (Pacific saury), 2433 nucleotides long. RefSeq names its product pipecolic acid oxidase (gene pipox). Gene Ontology annotation, cellular component: peroxisome. The coding region runs from base 48 to 1208 and encodes 386 amino acids. Lineage: Eukaryota; Metazoa; Chordata; Actinopteri; Beloniformes; Belonidae. The record is from RefSeq and is a predicted model, not a curated record. Gene Ontology annotation, molecular function: flavin adenine dinucleotide binding; sarcosine oxidase activity; L-pipecolate oxidase activity. The transcript is spliced from 9 exons.